This is a messenger RNA of Ciona intestinalis (vase tunicate), 3254 nucleotides long. NCBI's taxonomy places the organism in Eukaryota, Metazoa, Chordata, Ascidiacea, Phlebobranchia, Cionidae. The record is from RefSeq and is a predicted model, not a curated record.
GCAAAUGUUUAUUUAUUGUAGUGUUUAGGUACUGUCUUUGUUUAAGGUUUUUAAUGUAACAGUUUAAGUUAAUAAAUGUUUUCAUCAAAAAGUUCUUCAAUAUCUGGAAUAGAAAAUAGCAAUCAUGGAAAUGUCUACAGUAGCAAAUCAUAUGCGGAAUCAACAGGUUGGUCUGCACCCACUGAUCCACCAAGAGAAAGCUACAGCUCACCCACAAAUUACCCGAACACUGUAACAAACACGGCUGCUCGAAGUCCUAACGUGGUGGUUGGACAACCAGGUGGACCAAGUGGGAAACCACCGAUGACCCCAGGACCAUACGGUUAUCCACGUGAGCAAAGCGUGAUGUUGAAUUUACAUCGACCAAAUAGUUCAUCACCAAAUAGUAGCAACAACAAUAACAACCCAUACCCGAACAAACGAAGACAACCCGAAGUCCAUGCACCUGGGAAGAGACGACGCGGACCUUACUCACCAACUCAAAGUGAGGAUUAUCAUUCAUACCAAGCACCAAUUACCCCAGGUGAUCCAAUGCAUGGUUCAGGGGACUGGUCAUCACCAGGUUAUACUGGGACCAUGGGUCAGUAUGGACAAUGCCAUCCAGCGGAAAGAAUGGACUACAGACCAGACAGUUCACCUCAUAUGGGUAGUUGCCAACAAACUGGAAUGCAUGGUUCCUAUCCUAAUCUUACAUCACCAUACGGAAUAAACGAGAUCUACCAGAACAACUCUGGGUUUCAAGCAAGCCCUGCAGCCACACCUUCACCUAUGCUUGGUAAUAACCAAUGGAGACAACAUCCGGUCGAAUCCUUUCCCAAUCAACACAACACACCAUCUCAAAGUUUGGAUGAUGUGGUUGCAGUGCUUGGUGACCAUGCAGGUAUACAUAACGAAAUGCAUCGUCAACAAGUUGGCUACCCACCCCACACCCCAAUAACGUGGGGCUCGCAGAAUGGAUCUGACGUGGCCGGGUACUCGAGGAUGGCUCAUUCAAACACACCAUUGAUCAGCCCAACCAACUCCACAAACAUGUCUGGCAACACUGCUAACUAUCCCCUCUCACAACCACCUGCCUCACACCAAACCAGGCAGAUAUUUUCACCAACUGGCACCAGUAAUGUUCAACCCGCAUCAAUCAACUCGGACAACACAAGUAACAGCGGUGCAAGCAGCAUUGAUGAUAAUAUACUCAACAUAAAGAAAGAGAAAGAUUCUGCUGAUUUAAAAGUGAAGACCAACUCGCGAGCUGCAAAAACAAAAGCGAGAUCUGCAAGCAGCAAAUCCAUGGAGGACAAAGUAGAUGAUGAUGAUGAGAGCAAAGAGGAGCGGGAUUUACGGAGAAGUAGCAUAGGAUCCAAAGAUAAUGACGAGGACUUGACCGCGGAGGAGAGGGAGAAGAGAGAGAAAGAUCGGAGGAUGGCAAACAACGCACGAGAACGUCUCAGAGUCCGAGAUAUAAAUGAAGCAUUUAAAGAACUUGGACACAUGGUUCAAAUACACAUGAAUCAAGAUAAACCACAAACGAAACUCACCAUUCUCCAUCACGCUGUACAAGUUAUUCUUGGUUUAGAACAUGAAGUUAGAGAGAGAAAUUUGAAUCCUAAAGCAGCUUGUUUGAAACGAAGAGAUGAAGAGAAAGCAGCCACUUCAUCCAUGCAACAACAACCAGCAGUUGAUGAAGGAAGACUUUCCAACACCAUUCAUGCACAGCCAAGCAAACGAUCACGCAGUGGUAGUGGGGUUACAGCCCCUGUUGCUCCAGGUUACCCUGGUGCUUCAACCCAUCCGAACUACCAUCAGAACCCACACAACCAAGGUGACCCAAACUCAAUACCCCAACACCCAUAUGGCAUCAAACACUAUGGACCACAUCCAGGUGAAAUGAUGACAUCAGAAAGUAUGUCAAGCUUCAACGAGCACGGUUACGUAAGUCCUGACGUCAUGGGUAUGGACCCCGGUGUGCAGCUCGACACUCCUUUCUCAACGGGUCACCCUUAAAUGUGACGUCACAGAUCCCACACUUCACCCUGUGACGUCACAAGCAGUGCUCGGUAGCACCCCUAGCGGAGAGACCGGACUAGUUUUUAUGUUUCCUUCCCAUCAUGGUACGAGAUUUAAGCAGCCGACGGCGCCGUAGUUUCUCCCGCCCGUGUUGCUUCGUGUGUGCUUACGCCUGUAUUUAACGUUUUUGUUUCAUUGCUUUUGCGUUUCGCCCUGCGUUGGUUCUCCCACGGUGCUCUCCAACUCUUACGAACGGUGCUACCACCAAACGGAUCGUUACAAACCAAGUUCAAACGUGCGUUCACAAAAAAAAACAUCCAACUACUUUGCUACUUUUCAUACACACCCGUUGUCCCCAUAUACUUAUAAAUCAGUUUUUACUUAAGUAUUCUUUUUCUACAUUUGUAGCACGAUCACUCUCUAUUGCAAUUGACGCCUUAUUGUUAUUAAUAGUCCUUUUUAUAUCACGAAAGAGAGCUACUGUAUUUUUAUUGUUUUAAACGAACGAGUAUCCCCAGUUCUUCUGAGUAGCAGUGCCGUCUUAUAUAUAUUCUCGAUUCCGCUUUUUCGUUCGGAUAACGCCAAGUGCCAAACAUCAAGUGGCAAAAGUUAUAAAUGUUGAAGUUUUUUUCUAUUUUCCCUUGACACCGACCAAGUACUGCCGCAUAUAAUGUUGUUAAUUUCUUAUCGCGUAGUAGUUGUCUGCCGGCAGAGCAAUUGGUAUGUAGCGUAUUGUGCGCGCCGGCCACCGUUCUGCCCGUUGCAUAGUGUAUGCAGCCCAGUCUUUUACACAAGCAUUGGUAUUAUAACACUCGGUCGAUUUUAUUCUCGAUCCUGUAUUAAGCCGGCACCGUGUUAAAGUGCAGUAUUUCCCCCGCGAUGUGUCAGUCCACACCACCCCACCCCACACUACAAAAUCACCAAUGAAUUGUUCGUUUGCGCAGUAUUGUUGUUUGCCGAUGAAAUAAUUCAAGUCAUGCAGUUUUACUGGGCAUGUACAUUCUGGUGUGUUACGCAACUGCUAAGGUCUCCCAACCUCGUCAGUUUGCAAUGUACAUUCUUACCUAGACAUUUUCUUGUGUACUUUUUACAGUUACUUCCUGGACGUUACCGUUUACUAAGAACACACAAGUGGAGCCCCAUGUAUAGAUCAUGUUACUGCAAAACAACACUUGUUCUGUAGAAGUCGCUUCGAAUCGCUUUUUUGUAUUAAUUGCUUUUAGGUAUUUUGCAUUAAAAUGAGUUGGAUUGGA